This is a messenger RNA of Bathycoccus prasinos, 1689 nucleotides long. Its product is annotated as fatty acid 2-hydroxylase. The record is from RefSeq and is a predicted model, not a curated record. The transcript has a single exon. NCBI's taxonomy places the organism in Eukaryota, Viridiplantae, Chlorophyta, Mamiellophyceae, Mamiellales, Bathycoccaceae. Gene Ontology annotation, molecular function: fatty acid 2-hydroxylase activity; iron ion binding. The coding region runs from base 1 to 1689 and encodes 562 amino acids. Gene Ontology annotation, cellular component: endoplasmic reticulum; membrane. Gene Ontology annotation, biological process: lipid biosynthetic process; fatty acid metabolic process.
AUGAGGAUGAUGCGACAAAAAGAAGAAGAGAGAGAAGAAGAAGAAGACCACCAAGAGGACGAAAAGAAGACGACGAAGAAGAACGAGCAGCAGCGAGAAGAAAUGUAUUAUGAGGAGAAGAAGUUGUUGUUACGCUACACUCGCGAAGACGUUUCCAAAUCGUCCUUUUUUCUGAUUAUCGUCGAUGGGCUCGUGUUGAACGUGGAACACUUUUCGCAUCCGGGAGGGAACAAAGCGUUGGAACAAUAUAAAGGGAAAGACGCGACAAACGCGUUUCGCAAAGAAGUAGCACACGGACAGAACGCGGAGAAAAUGCUGAAUAAGCUCAUCGUUGGGAAGAUUGUGGGUGAUGAUGAUGAUGAUGCUCUUCUUCUUAAAACGACUCUUCGUACGACGCCGCUUCCGUCACCGAAAACGCGGAUGGAGAAUACCAGAAGAAAUUUUAGAAGGAAAGGACGAAGAAUAAAGGGCGAUGAAGACAUCGUUUCGAAUAAUGAGAAUACUAAUUGGUCAUCCUCGUGCGACUCGUACAAUCAUCAUCAUCAUUACGAGCGGCGAAACCGGAGCGUUUCGGCGAGCAGCGAAGAGGGCACGUCCUCUUCUUCGUCGAUGUUACAUUUAGGAGAAGGAGGGGAGAACGUGAGGGGAAGCUCGUCGGAAGAUUUAUGUUUAGAACGGUUGAGUGAUGGCGACGGGUCAGAAAUAGGCGUGGUUGGAGGAGGAUUGAACGCGUGCGCGUCGUUCGAGGACGUUAAUACCGCUGUUUAUAAUUCCGCGGGGGCUGCUCGCCCAAGCGUCGUCGUCGUCGUAAGCGACGAUGACGACGAAGACAAAGAAGACAAAAAAAACGGAGUCGACGAAUAUGGGAUUAAUUUCAACAAGCCUUUGUUACAACAGGUGCCUUUCCUGAAAGAAAAGUAUUUCGAGUGGACGCACAUCCCCGAACCGUCCAGAGCGGACGGGACGCAGCAGAGAUUUUUCGAGGCAGAUUGGAUGGAGGCGUUAUCGGUCACGGCGUGGUACGUCGUGCUUUUGAUUUGGCUGCCGGUGAUUGUUUGGAAUGUCAUCAAGGGUGCGGAACAAAGCUCGGAAAGAGCGUUUUCGUGCGUCUCGCAACUCGCGGCGUUUGGUUUCGGCCUCUUCGCCUGGGGGUUCAAAGAGUACGCAAUGCACAGGUUCUUGUUCCACAAAGAGCCUCCAGCGAAUUCGCCCUUCUUCAUCACCUUCCACUUCUUAUUCCACGGCUGUCAUCACAAACAUCCCAUGGAUGCGUUGCGUUUAGUCUUCCCUCCCGUUUUAGCCGGACCCAUCGCGUUUGGGUUUUAUAGUUUCUACAGUCUCCUCUGCGGAUCGGCGUUGGCAAAACUUGUCAUCGCGGGAAGUUUAACCGGGUACGUCGCGUACGACAUGACGCAUUACGCGUGCCACCACUUAGCAUCAGCAGCAUCAGCAUCAGCAUCAGCAACAACAACAAACAUCAACAAUAAUGAAAACAUAUUCACCCGAUACGCUCGAAGAGUCAAACGGAGACACAUGACGCACCAUUACGAGUCUCCGGAUUUGAUUUUCGGCAUAUCGCAGAGCACAUGGGACGUCGUCUUUGGCACUUCCUCCUCCUCCUCUUCCUCCGCCGCCGAGGCGGUCGCGAAUAAUGAUAUGAUGAAUAGACUUAACAAGAAAGACCGAUGA